Molecule: messenger RNA, 316 nt
Organism: Candidula unifasciata
Lineage: Eukaryota; Metazoa; Mollusca; Gastropoda; Stylommatophora; Geomitridae
Source: the annotation of a GenBank genome assembly
AUGAAGUUUCUUGCAUCUGAAGGGUUAAAGUUCACAUUAACCAGCAAGUGCCCCAACACAGCUUGUGUGAGUCAAGAGUUGGGCCAAUUCCGGAGUCGACUGGAGUGUGCCUCUCACUGCAGGGCUACUGACUCUUGUGUCGGGUUUUCUUAUGCCUCCGAUGGGGUAUGCCGGAGUUUUCAAGAUGGAUGCAUCUUUGGCGCACCAUGUACAGACGUUCAACACAGAGUCCUUGUCUACGAAAAGGAGGGCUGUAAAAACAGCGCUCGGUGGAAUAAUACACUACACAUUUGCGAAUGUGUUGGUGGUUGGGUCG